Rhagoletis zephyria (snowberry fruit fly) is the source of this 1477-nucleotide messenger RNA. Its product is annotated as nucleolysin TIA-1. Lineage: Eukaryota; Metazoa; Arthropoda; Insecta; Diptera; Tephritidae. Gene Ontology annotation, molecular function: RNA binding. The record is from RefSeq and is a predicted model, not a curated record.
CAGCCACUGUGUGCGCUUAGUCACCGCUAGCAGCCAACCAUAAUCCGCAAACACUCCUCAUCUCCAGCAGUGCAGCGCAGCACAGCACAGCUCUCGAGUAGCAGUUUUUUUUUCGCAAACCGGCAAAAUUCAUUCACAAAUUAUGCUGGCCAUGUCAACACUGAUGAUGCCUGCACCCACCAUAGCGAUGGGGGCGCCGCAGAUCACUAUGGCUCCACAUAAGCCACCGGAAACAAAAUUGCUCGCCAUACAUCCGGCAGCUGUUGCUGCAAAUGGCGGUGGCGGCGGCAGCGGUGGCCAGCCAACGCAUCUGCAACACAACGGUCAACAUCCGCAGUCACAGCAGCAGCCGCCGCCAAAUCAGCAGCAACAGCAAUCCCAACAGACGCAACAGCAGCAAAUCUCAGCCGGUAGCAACAAACCAGAGCAAUUUCAUAUUUUCGUUGGAGAUUUAAGUGCAGAAAUCGAGACACAACAACUAAAAGAUGCUUUCACACCAUUUGGAGAAAUAUCAGACUGCAGAGUAGUGCGCGAUCCACAGACGCUAAAAUCGAAAGGAUACGGUUUUGUUUCAUUUGUGAAGAAAUCGGAAGCGGAAAAUGCCAUUACAGCCAUGAAUGGCCAGUGGUUGGGCUCGCGUUCGAUACGCACGAAUUGGGCAACAAGAAAACCGCCGGCGACAAAAUUGGAUGUUAAUGCCAAACCUUUAACCUUCGAUGAAGUGUACAACCAAAGCAGCCCCACUAAUUGCACUGUCUACUGUGGUGGCAUCAAUGGCGCAUUGUCCGGCUUUUUAAACGAGGAGAUUUUGCAGAAAACUUUCUCUCCCUACGGCACAAUUCAGGAGAUAAGGGUAUUCAAGGACAAAGGAUAUGCAUUUGUGCGCUUUUCUACUAAAGAGGCCGCCACCCACGCCAUUGUUGGCGUACACAAUACGGAAAUCAAUCAACAGCCUGUGAAGUGCGCGUGGGGCAAAGAGAGUGGCGACCCCAAUCACAUGUCAGCCAUCGCCGGGCAAGCACUAAGCCCUGGCUUCCCAUUUGGCACAGCAGCAGCGGCGGCUGCAGCAGCAGCAUAUGGGCAACAAGUGGCCGGCUAUUGGUAUCCACCGGCACCCACAUAUCCCACAGCAGCGCCCACACCCGCCAACGCACUGCAACCGGGACAAUUUUUGCAAGGCAUGCAAGGAUUUACGACAUACGGGCAAUUUGCUGGCUACCAGCAAGGAUAUAUGGGCAUGGGCGUCCAAAUUCCCGGUACUUGGCAGAGUGUGCCACCUCAAGCGCCGUUGGCUGGCGCCACCGCUCCACAAAUUGCACAGAGCGUCAGCAGUGGUUUGCCACAGGCUGCCGGCGUUGUUGCCUAUCCCAUGCAACAAUUUCAGGUUAGUCCACAGCUGGCUGAAGAUGAAUGGCUUGCACCGAGCCUGCUUGUGUAGCUGCCAUGAUGGCCGGCAUUUACAACAACUAAUGGUGCA